Messenger RNA from Mytilus californianus (California mussel), 3765 nucleotides. RefSeq names its product chitotriosidase-1-like. Gene Ontology annotation, molecular function: chitin binding; chitinase activity. The transcript is spliced from 11 exons. The record is from RefSeq and is a predicted model, not a curated record. The coding region runs from base 368 to 2824 and encodes 818 amino acids. Gene Ontology annotation, biological process: carbohydrate metabolic process; chitin catabolic process. Gene Ontology annotation, cellular component: extracellular region. Lineage: Eukaryota; Metazoa; Mollusca; Bivalvia; Mytilida; Mytilidae.
UUAAAAUAUCAUGCAAAGUAUUACGUUUUAUUACAUCAAUGGAAGACAAAAGAUACUGAUAUUUCAUGAUGACCAGUGCACUAUGUAAACAAGUGACGCAUUGUUUGACCAGUCAUGUUUACUAACAAUAAACUACGACUUUAAAUAUUUUAAAUAAAGGAAAUAUAAAUAAUCAUGAUAAUAAUUGAAGUACGAUCGCAGUGAUUAAAAAAUGGGACGGACCGUAUUUAACGAUAAAUCUACUUAUUUUUUAUUAUCUUCAGCUUCAGGGAAUGUGUAACGGUCCAACCAGAAACUUGAUACAAAUUGUGGAUAUAAAAACUGCCAAAGCUCAGUUAUCUACAGUAAGACUGACCAAAUACUGACAAUGAUUAUUCCGAGACUAGUAUUAGUGCUGGUAUCUUUAUCAUACUACAUAGCAGAAUCCACAGAAUACAAAAGAGUAUGUUACUACACUAAUUGGUCACAGUACAGACUUGGUAAUGGGAAGUUCCUGCCCAGCGAUAUAGAUCCUUACUUGUGUACACAUAUUAUCUAUGCAUUCUGUAAACUCGAAGGCAACAUGGUACAGAAAGUAGAGUACAAUGACUAUGAACUAUAUUCUCAGCUAAAUGAUUUGAAACGACAAAAUCCAUCAUUAAAAACAUUACUAGCGCUAGGUGGUUGGACCGCUGGCAGUGUAGUAUAUUCUCAGAUGGCCAGCACCCAAGAUUCAAGGGCAGAAUUUAUUAGUUCAGCUAUACAGUACCUGAGGAAAUAUAAUUUCGAUGGAUUAGAUAUAGACUGGGAAUAUCCAUCAAACAGGGGAGGUAAACCUGAAGACAAAGUCAACUUUGGAUUACUGGUUAAGGAACUUAAAGAAGCCUUCGACGCAGAGUCCCAGACCUCUGGAUUAGUCUGUCUUCUUUUGACUGCUGCAGUUGCUGCUGGAAAAUACACCGUCGAUACCGCCUAUGAUAUCCCCACAAUGGCACAGUACAUGGAUUUUAUCAACAUUAUGUCGUAUGACCUUCAUGGAUCCUGGCAAUUUACUACGGGACAUAAUAGUCCUUUAUUUCCUAAGUCCAAUGAGUACGGUGAUCAGAAAUACUUAAAUAUUGAUUACGCGGCUAAGUACUGGAAUUCAUCAGGAGUACCGAAAGAAAAAUUAAUUAUUGGUUUAGCUACGUACGGGCGAACAUUCACAUUAGCUGGUAGUCAGACAGGUAUCGGAGCGGCGGCUAGCGGACCAGGUAUUAAAGGACAAUAUACUGGAGAAUCUGGAUUCAUGUCUUAUUAUGAGAUAUGUGCUCUUCAAGACAGUGGAAAAGGCCGUACAGUGUACGACAGUGAACAGAUGGUUCCAUAUUAUACUGACGGUUCAUUGUGGGUUGGCUUCGAUGACGAACUUAGUCUUCAAAUUAAAAUUGAAUGGUUGGUGUCCGAGGGAUAUGGUGGUGCCAUGGUGUGGGCUCUAUCUUUUGAUGAUUUCAGGCAGACAUGUUCUAAAGGUAAUCGCAAAUACCCUCUUUUAAAUACAAUUAAGGAUGGACUGAUUAUUGCCGAGAAUGGUGGCACACUUACAACUCCUGCACUCCCAACUGGAAUGCCUUCUGCAGUGCCGAAAACAUCAGGUCCAACCAGACAAGGAGGGUCUAGUUCAACGACGCAGGGAGGAUCUGGUUCGACGACACAGGGAGGAACUAGUUCAGGCUUCCCAUGCACAGACAAAAUCAGUGGAAUAUAUGCUGAUCCAGCUGAUUGUUCGAAGUUUUAUGAUUGUAAAGGAGGAGUAGCUUUCCACAUGAACUGUCCAACAAACUUACUUUAUAACUCAAACAGAAAAUACUGUGAUUAUCCCAGCAACGUAGUAUGUAUCAUACAAACAGAUACAUCAACCAAGGCAACAUUUCCUCCAAGUUCAUCGUCAGUUUCACCAAUAGGUACCUCAAGCUCUUUUACAUUGACGAUUUCAUCUGAUUCAACAACUUCGUCGUCAUUUGCAUCGACGUCUAGUAUUCAAAAAUCGCCUUCGACUAGUUCAUUCGCUCCAUCUUCAUCCAUUUUAUCAACCUCAAAAUCUCCAUCUUCAAGUCAAAAUUCAAUGUCUUCAUCUAUGAUGCCUGGUACUUCAACAACUCCAACAAUCGAUCUGUCUCCAGCAUUCUGUGCGUCAAAAUCUCUCGGGUUUUAUCCAGUUCCUGCUGACUGUAGCAAGUAUUAUCGCUGUUAUCCCGGAGGGGCAGUACAAGGAUCAUGCCAAGAAGGACUUUAUUGGAAUACUAACACCAAUAUAUGUGAUUGGCCAAGAAAUGUUGAUUGUAGUAGACAGACGGUAACGUCUGCAAAAAGUACGAUGUCAAAAACACAGGAGCCUUCAUCCACAAGUACCCUUAAGUCUUCAACGAGAACAACAUCAACCAAACCUGCAACAAGUAUCAUCAUGUCUUCAAUAACAACAGCAGCUUUAAAUUCUGCUACACAAUCUAUAUCAUUACCAGUUACAAGUGUGAAUACACCUGUCACAACAUCCAGUACCAGUACUAUAACAACGGCGAAAUCAACUAGUACUUCAAAAUCUUCAUCAAUAGUUCCAACGCAGACGACAAUACAUACUUCUGCAACUUCACAACCAUUAGUUACAACGACAUCACCUAAAACAGUAGCUUUAGAUUUCUGUGUUGGAAAGGCUCUUGGGAAUUAUCCACAUCCACAAGAUUGUUCGAAAUAUAUCUCAUGUGUAGGGAUCAUUACAAAAUAUAUACGUAACUGUCCUCCGGCAUUGUGGUGGAAUACUGAAGCAGGGAAUUGUGAUUGGAAAGAGAAUGUUGAUUGUGACCAAUAGUGCUGUAUUAAUGUGCGAACCAAUAUUGAUUAGUAAUAUAAAAAAAAAAAAAAAAAAAAAACGCCCUCAUUUUGUAAACAUUGCCCUAGUCAAAAUGAAAUCCUUAUUAUGAUGUUUCUGUCAAUUAUUUUUAUGAAUACACAACAUUAUAAGAUAUAGAUAAUGUAAUAACUGUUGUUUGAACAUGAAUUUGAAGGAUUUUACUUCAUUUUAACAUGAAGCUUUCUUACAUAUAUUAAUUGUAAUUUAUUUAUAUAAAUGUAUCAUGUUGAUUGAUCUCUUGUGUAAAGGUGCAAUAAAAAUUUGCGGGUUGUUUAAAUCAGAAACAUAAAUAUACACAUAUAUAUGUCUCUGUUUAAAUCUAGUCUUAAUUUAUUUUAUCUAAUAAUUGUCAUCUAGGUCAGUUUGAGGAUUUGACGCUUAAAGUGUUUUAUGUUGUUGUUUUUCUAAAUGAACUGGUAUCGAGCGUCUGUGAUGAAUGUUUUCCCAGAGACAUGUGUCGUUUGCUCUGAAAUUGGUGGUCUUAUAUUUUUACAUGACAAUCCAAUAAUUCAUCAUUUUAUUAAUAGUACAUGCAAUGUUUAAAUCGUUAAUGGUAUUAUUAGUCACAGCUAUAUUAAUUAUUUGCAUAGUAUCAUAAAGGUUUUCUUGUAAGAAGUAAAGUUGAAAUUAAAUUUCCAAGUAUUGAAAUAAAUCAGCUUUGACGUUUGUUCAUCUUGUCAUUUUAAAUCUAUAUAGACAGUUGAUGUGUCAAAUUAACAAAUCGAUUUAUCAUUUCAUCUAUUGUUCAUAUGUUUUACUGUGCAAAAUAGUAUUAUUAAAUUAUAGAGAUGUGGUCUGAUUUCAAAUUAGAAAACUAAACCAACAGACUCAUUAAGCAUGUACCUGAAUUUUUUUAAUCGUUCAUAUCUGAUUUAAUUGAUUAAAAUGGUAAGAAUACA